AUGUGUUGUCGCUUGCUUAUCCAAUCCAUCCGGUCAGUAGUAUCCCUUCUACUAAUAUUCUGUUUGGUGGAAACCGUCGAUCCACCAUUUCUGUUUCCACAUGGAUAUUUCGAUAGCGCCAAGUUGAAACCGUUUGACGCUAUCUAUCUGAAUAUGAUGGCACAGUCAAAUCUUGAAUACGGUGGAAUAACACUAGAGGAUCUUGAUAAAUUGCGCACAUCACGAAAACUUGUGCCUCGUCCACCGAACCUACCUCGUGAUCGGGAAGAAGAUGACGCACUUCUUGAUCGGCUCCCACCGGAUAUCGAAGGAGCCGUUCCAAAAUUACAAAGGAAGAAAUCGGCGGAAUUACUGGCUGAAAGACCUCAUUCUCCUCUAUUGGCCGUCUCUCCUGAUACUGUCCCGUCGUCUUCUGAAGAAAUCGAUCCCUUGUUAAAGGUCUCGAACACGAUGAUAAAGAAGAGAGCCGCAGACAAUGACAAUCCUUUCGAUGUUAUCGCCACACGUGCUCCAGCCAGGUACGAUUUGAAUUUGAAUAACAAGCAACUUUCUAAUCGUAUGAGGCGAACUCAUCGCAAGCGUCGUAGACCUAAAUUCCUAUCCAGAAGCGAUAUCUACGAUCCACGACGACAUCGCACGCAAAAAAUUUCUCGAGAAGAAAGGAAAAAGAUUCGGGAAGAGCUGUUAAUUAGGCCGGGAUUCAACGAAUUGAAGCACGGCAUUAUUUCCAACUCCAGUAAACAUGAAGGUAGAAAGACAGUUGUUAUAGAUUGA
Messenger RNA from Angiostrongylus costaricensis, 774 nucleotides. The record is from the annotation of a GenBank genome assembly. Lineage: Eukaryota; Metazoa; Nematoda; Chromadorea; Rhabditida; Metastrongylidae.